Penaeus vannamei (Pacific white shrimp) is the source of this 4502-nucleotide messenger RNA. NCBI's taxonomy places the organism in Eukaryota, Metazoa, Arthropoda, Malacostraca, Decapoda, Penaeidae. The record is from RefSeq and is a predicted model, not a curated record.
CAAUAAUAUUUCACGUGUCAGGCACAAAACAAUUGCGUUGAAAUCGUUUAACAAAUCAAAAUAAGAAGUUAACCCUAAAAUAAGCACUGGGUCGGGCCUUCCCCAAAUUUAACAAACCGGCCGUAGGUCUCUUUUUACCAUGGAAGCAUAAAUGGGGAGCGUCAGCCUCACAGUGGUAGGCAGGGAUGACUCGUGUUUUUUCUUCACUGAUGUUCAUACUCUGGAUAAAGUGAUAUAGAAUUUACAAACAUAGACCGUAAAAUAGUUAGCCUAAAAAGUUGUUUUAUACCUAUUCGUGAUUUAUUGUUCAACUUCUGUCAUUUGCAGAUGAACACCCAUUGAAAGAAAAUGUUCUGCAACUAGAAACGCAAGCGAGCGAAAAUGGAGUCUGCAGGUAACGAGGCGAGUACCCGUGGAGAUGAUCAGGAAGUAGAAAUGAGAGGCGUAGAUCCUAACGAGGUAAUCCUUCAACAAGACACCAGUUCUCAAUACCCGCUUCAGAACAUGCUUGUGGAGGACCAUGUAGGAGGAUCUGACCAAACUUUAAUCAGUAACCAGGCUUCUCGUCUCAGCAGAAACUAUGAUGGAUACUCUGAAGAACAGGAAAUGUACAAUCAGUAUGAUCAACGAGGAAUUACGCAAGGUCCUGAAGUCUCAGACGUGAAUUCAAUGUCAUUCAUACAAAAUCAUCCGAAUUCCUGUAGUAGCUAUGAUCAAGUAGGUAAUCAGCAGCCUAUACUUGUACUAGAACCCGUUACAGAUGCAGACAUACAGCUAGUGGGCAGUGGGGCAAACGUUCAUGUGGUGUAUGUACCAAAUGGUCUCUCUGAUCUAGGUUCUUCAUUGGCUAAUGUCCAAACCGAUGGCCAGGUCUACUUCCAGAGGUAUUUACCUGAGGCAUCUCAUCGUGACCAGCUGCAGUCUGCAUGUAACGAGGCGAGUACCCGUGGAGAUGAUCAGGAAGUAGAAAUGAGAAGCGUAGAUCCUAACGAGGUAAUCCUUCAACAAGACACCAGUUCUCAAUACCCGCUUCAGAACAUGCUUGUGGAGGACCAUGUAGGAGGAUCUGACCAAACUUUAAUCAGUAACCAGGCUUCUCGUCUCAGCAGAAACUAUGAUGGAUACUCUGAAGAACAGGAAAUAUACAAUCAGUAUGAUCAACGAGGAAUUACACAAGGUCCUGAAGUCUCAGACGUGAAUUCAAUGUCAUUCAUACAAAACUAUCCGAAUUCCUAUAACAGCUAUGAUCAAGUACGUAAUCAGCAGCCUAUACUUGUACUAGAAAACGUUACAGAUGCAGACACAGCUAGUGGGCAGUGAGGCAAACGUUCAUGCGGUGUAUGUACCAAAUGGUCUCUCUGAUGUAGGUACUUCAUUGGCUAAUGUCCAAACCGCUACCCAGCAGACUUGUGCUAAUGAAGUAUGCAGCACAUCAGGCCAACACUUUACAAAUAGUGUACAUAACCCUACUCUACCACAACCCGAAGAAUGGUAUAUAGAAACUACGUAUUCUCUAACGGUUACAGUCUUAAUCUCAACUGGUUUAUACAUACAUGUUUAUAUAUAGUGCGCGCCAGGAACUUCGAUGAAUUCAGGGAUUUCUCGGGGCAAGAGACGACCUUGGUCCACCUCGACCCAGGUACAAAUUGGUGGUGCCUCUAAUGUGGAAUCUGAUCUAUGGGUUAAGCUUAAAAUGCCUGGCGAAAGUAAUGAACAAUUCCUGUGCAAGAACUUGUCCAAAAUGUUACAUCAUUUCCCAAAUCUUCACCCAAAGAAGCAUGGUAAAUGUGUCUGGCAAGAGGAGGAGGCACCUAAGGAUCCAGAGAACCUUAAGACAUGGCUGGGUGCUAUCAAGCAAAAGUAUUAUCGUGUUAUGGGGAAAGUCAAGCCCCCAACCACUGAAAGUGAAGGUAGAGAAUGGAAGCAAAUAUCUGUUGCCAAAUGUGAACAAACCUGUAAAUCAGCAUCUGCCUAAAUAAGCCAUAAUGAUCUUGUAAGUUGAUGGACCCUGAAACAUCAGUGAGGGCCUGUGUUUAAGAAGUGUUUUGUUACCUUAAACUCAUCUAUAACAUUUUCAUGCAAAUGAAACAUGCCCACAAAAAUUCGCAUUAUGAAAAAAAAAAAAAUCUUAAUCUGUAGGUCAGUACUGUUUACAUCGGAUUUAGAUGUUGGAAUGAAUCCUAAAUUAUAUCCCAUAAAUUCAUUUGUUAGAAUUUGAGUAAGGGUUAGCUCCUGUACGACUGCCGUUCUUAAUUAUGGUUGUGGUCAUUGCAAUUAUUUAACACUAGAAUAAUAUUUUUUACUAAUGCUUGUAUAAGUAUACCAUUAAGUUUGAUAGAGGACAUGCAUGGACAUGCAUGCUAUUUGUAUAUGGGCAAGUGAAGAAGAUAUGAUUUUAAAUGCUGAUAUUUUGGAAAGCAUAGUAUCAGUCCAACUGGAAGCCCAAUGCCGGUAUACUCUGUUGACAAUAGAUUUUUAAAAAGCUUGUUCAAAAGUAAUGAUAUGAGCUUCAGACACCACAUUGAGCUGGUACUUCAAUAAAGGAAAAGUUAUAUGUGCAGAGAUCCAGAACACCUACUGCCACUACGGAAAGCAUUAGUGAUUUCAAGAUUGGGAUAUUAGUGCAAAGUAUGGAAUCUAAGUCUCAUAAGGCACACUAUUGUUUGACCAGAUAUGGUAGGCCUUAGACAUUGGGGAAGACUCAAACAACUAAUAACUUCAUUCUAUAUUUUUUAAAGAUCAUUGAAAACUUGACACCAAAUCAAAAAGAAGUAGAAUAAUAUAGUUUAAUUCCAUUUGUUACAAUGUUUUUUGUUCAAGUGACCGGCUGCCUUUUAACUAUUUCUAAAAUUACCCUGUGUGCGCAAGGAAUGGCCGGGGUUAGCAUCCACUGGCAGCGAAGGGUUUGAUGACAGGUCAGCAACAUGACUAGACGAGAACGCUAAAACGCACAGCAUAGAGGGGAUGAAUGAAAGCGCCUUUCAUUCAUCCCCAGAUGAGUGUAGAAAAGGUAUGAAUCAAAAUGAAACAUCUUCACAAUAGAAGAGAUGUAUUAUCAUCAGAAAUACAUGUUUCCGAUGAAGAUAUAUUCGAAACCGGUCAAAUACAUAAUACAAGAUACUCAUUCUCAUUCUUACCUUUUCCACAUUUGUCAACAUGAAUAUGGUUCACCCCAGACAAGGAAGUGUAAUCAAAGUUUCUUUAUGGGCGAAGUCUGUUAAAUGGUGUAAAAAAUGUAUUAGAAACACACCUCUGAGCUCCGUGGAAGUAUUUUAAAGAAAAUUAAACCGUUAGAUUCAGUACCAGAUGAACCGUCACGAGUGGUCGCGAAAAAUUAAAAUUUUAUCCCUCUGAGUUCAGUUCUUCGUAGCUGAAAGAUGAGCGGUGCCCCAAAAUGGUAUACAUUUGAAUAUUUUUGUAGCCGACUUCACUACAUUUGCUUAAUAAAUUGUUGAUAAUUAUGCGAUAAAAUUGUGCCAAUCCAGAAAGAAAUGACCUUGAUACGUGUUCAGGAUUAUAUUUUCUUACAUAUAGAUAAGGAGCAGACGAGCGCAUACCAUUGUGAAUCCCUUGCAUAUCCUUCUGAGAUCUACAAGUGGCUCGUAGGUAAUCGUGGUGAGUCUCUCCUCAAGAAUUUAUGGUACCCUUUAAUAUUAAAUGCUGUCUAAUCACUCAUGUACUAACAUUUUAUGCUGUGUAUAAACAGUAAAGGAAAUAUAACCCUAAAUGAAGCCGUAGCUACUCUGCUCACAGCAUCAGCAUUAUUCAUCCACAAACAAAAUCUUGUAGUUGAUUUAGUUGCAACGAUGUGGUCUGGUUCAGACUGAUCGUGAUGAACUGUUGGUGAACAAUGUAGUGGGAGAGGGGAAUAUAAGUUCCAUUAUCUUGCACGUGUUUCAUGCUUGUUAGCUUUAUAUACGCUUUGGACUAUUAAAUGUUUCUAAAUUACCCUGUGUGCAAAGAAUGGCCGGGGUUACCAUCCACUGGCAGCGAAGGGUUUGAUGACAGGUCAGCAAAAUGACUAGAUGAGAACGCUAAAACUGCACAGCAUAGAGGGGAUGAAUGAAAGGCGCCCCAGAUGAGUGUAGAAAAGGUAUGAAUUAAAAUGAAACAUCUUCACAAUAGAAGAGAUGUAUUAUCAUCAGAAAUACACAUUUCCGAUGAAGAUAUAUUCGAAACCGGUCAAAUACAUAAUACAAGAUACUCAUUCUCAUUCUUACCUUUUCCACAUUUGUCAACAUGAAUAUGGUUCACCUCAGACAAGGAAGUGUAAUCAAAGUUUCUUUAUGGGCGAAGUCUGUUAAAUGGUGUAAAAAAUGUAUUAGAAACACACCUCUGAGCUCCGUGCAAGUAUUUUAAAGAUGUGGUCUGGUUCAGACUGAUCGUGAUGAACUGUUGGUGAACAAUGUAGUGGGAGAGGGGAAUAUAAGUUCCAUUAUCUUGCACGUGUUUCAUGCUUGUUAGCUUUAUAUACGCUUUGGACUAUUAAAUGAGUUGUUUCA